This is a messenger RNA of Spea bombifrons (plains spadefoot toad), 813 nucleotides long. RefSeq names its product palmitoyltransferase ZDHHC20-A-like. Gene Ontology annotation, biological process: protein targeting to membrane; peptidyl-L-cysteine S-palmitoylation; synaptic vesicle maturation. The record is from RefSeq and is a predicted model, not a curated record. Gene Ontology annotation, molecular function: protein-cysteine S-palmitoyltransferase activity. Gene Ontology annotation, cellular component: endoplasmic reticulum; Golgi apparatus. The transcript is spliced from 9 exons. Bases 1 to 813 code for a protein of 270 amino acids. Lineage: Eukaryota; Metazoa; Chordata; Amphibia; Anura; Pelobatidae.
AUGGCGUUGUCUCACUUUCUCCGCUGUUUACUGCGAGUAGUGAGGUGGAUCCCUGUGCUCUUCAUCAUGGCGAACGUGUGCGGUUCGUACUACGGGUUCGUGGUGAAGCUUUGCAUUUUUACCGUAACAUCGACCAUUGAAAAGGCUGUAUAUAUGGUGAUUUUUCACCUGCUAUUUAUCAUGUUCCUCUGGUCAUACUUGAGGACGAUAUAUUCCUCCCCGGCCAGUCCAUCGGAAAAGUUUUGCCUAUCCAAAUCGGACAAGGAGCAAUAUGAGAAGGAAGACAAACCAGAGAUUAAGCAGGAGAUACUGGAGCGGGCAGCUAAAGAUUUGCCAAUCUUAACAAGAGCUCAGAACAAUGAUAUCCGGUAUUGUGACCGCUGCAAGCUGAUGAAACCCGAUCGCUGUCACCAUUGUUCAACUUGUGACAAAUGUGUUCUGAAGAUGGAUCAUCACUGUCCAUGGGCCAACAACUGUAUCAGCUUUUCAAAUUACAAAUUCUUCCUGCUGUUCUUGAUGUACGGCUCUCUGUACUGCCUGUUUAUUUGCGCAACAACGCUGCAAUAUGUCCUGAAGUUUUGGACGGAUAACACGGAUAAUACCGAGAGCCAGCUGUCAACCAUGUUCUUUAUGUCAGCCAUGUUCUUGAUCUCCCUAAUAAUUCUGUUUUCCUUUCAUUGUUGGCUCGUCAUAAAGAAUCAAUCAACCAUCGAAAAAGCAGACAUCGGGAUGUUUAGCACAGCCUGUAGGUCCUACGGAAAUGGUCACAUACGCCACAUAGUGCUUUUCUGUUCCGGAUCUAGUCUGCUGUAG